AACACCCUGUGAAUAGCAGUUAAAAAGAUACUGAACUUUUUGUCUUUGCAUCACUGGCUCAUGUGCAGUUGAGCUCAGUAUUGGUAGAAGUCUGGCAGUUUAUAGGAGCUUCUGUGCAGUCAGUUGGUGGUCUGACUCCUGAAGAACAGUGUUGGGCAUGUGCCUGCAGGAGGAUUUAACACUUUCACUGGUGAGGGUGGUGCUUUCCAACGCAUAGGUGAUGCAUGUUUAGUUAAUGUGGGAAAACUUGGCUGGCUACUGCUGAUACUUCUUUCAUAUGUAUAUAUAUAAAAAUACACACACAUAUAUAUGUGUAUGACUUUAAACUUUGAUUUUGUAAAUCUGGCACUUUAAACAGGAAUAAAAUGGUUCCAGUACCAUAUUAGCCAAAGCAAAUAUUUACACAAGCAGUACAAAUGUUAUUGUAUUACAAAUCCAGUGUCAGAAUGGGCAGGGGAAGUCAAGCACAUUGACUGCAGCUAUUUAGUGAUUUUAAGACCUCUCAGAACAAAAUAUGCUCUUGCUUAGGGGUGAAAAUGUUGGUGGGGCUGUCAUUGAUACUCUCCAAUCUUGUUCACUUGCUCAUCUGAUGACUGCCUAAUUAAGCGUCCCUGAGAAAAUCACUGUUCAUAUUUCAGAUGCUGUUUAAAGUUGUUUGUUUUCCUUUGUGUGCUGUAAAUCCUCGAAUGCCAUCAGAAACACAAUUUGAUAACUCUGUAUUAUUAUCUUGGGUUAAGUGCUGUCUCAUUGCUUUGCAGGCUGCCUGCUGUUUCCCGGGGAGAUCAUGAAACGACGACGGCUUCCUAGCAGCAGUGAAGAUUCUGACGACAAUGGCAGUCUGUCCACCUGGUCUCAGCAUUCCAGAUCUCGACGUCGGAGGACGUCGUGUUCCAGACAUGAAGAUCGGAAACCUUCUGAGGGUUGUGUCUGAGACGAAAGCCAUCGCGUUUACACGACCCAGGAAGUACAUUGUUUCAUCAGGGUCGGAGACUCCGGAGCUGGGCUAUGUUGACCUUCAAACCUUAGCAGACAGCAUGUGUCGCUAUGACCUCAAUGAUGUGGACGUAGCAUGGUUGCAGCUUGCCAAUGAAGAAUUCAGAGAAAUGGGGAUGCCUGAGCUGGAUGAAUACACGAUGGAAAAGAUCCUAGAGGAGUUUGAACUACGAUGCUAUGAGAACAUGAAUCAUGCUAUUGAGACGGAAGAAGGACUUGGGAUUGAAUAUGAUGAAGAUGUUGUCUGUGACGUCUGUCAGUCUCCAGAUGGAGAAGAUGGCAACGAAAUGGUGUUUUGUGACAAAUGCAAUAUUUGUGUGCACCAGGCAUGCUAUGGGAUCCUGAAGGUGCCAGAAGGCAGCUGGUUGUGCAGGACCUGCGCACUUGGCGUUGAGCCCAAAUGUUUGCUGUGUCCUAAGAAGGGUGGAGCCAUGAAGCCAACUCGAAGUGGCACCAAGUGGGUCCACGUUAGUUGUGCUCUAUGGAUUCCAGAGGUGAGCAUUGGAAGCCCGGAAAAAAUGGAGCCCAUUACAAAAGUUUCUCACAUUCCCAGCAGCAGAUGGGCACUGGUGUGCAGCCUUUGCAAUGAAAAAGUUGGAGCUUCUAUACAGUGUUCGGUGAAGAACUGCAGAACAGCCUUUCAUGUUACCUGUGCAUUUGACCGUGGCUUGAAGAUGAAGACUAUCCUGGCAGAGAAUGAUGAGGUGAAGUUUAAGUCAUACUGUCCCACGCACAGUUCCACCAAGAAAGUGGAUGAGGAGACUUUCAGUGAAAGCCCAGGUCAGGAGAAUGGGAUUGGGAUUCAGGACGGCUCUCUUCCCGCCCACAUUGACCCUUUCCACAGCAUGACUCAAAACCAGGAGGAGGCCCACAGAGUCAGCCUCCGCAAACAGAAACUCCAGCAGCUGGAGGAUGAGUUCUAUACCUUUGUUGAGCCUGUGGAAGUGGCUAAAGUACUGCAGCUGCCAGAGGAGUCAGUGGAAUUUGUUUACCAGUACUGGAAGCUGAAAAGAAAAGCCAACUUCAACAAGCCUUUGAUUACUCCAAAGAAGGAUGAAGAGGACAAUCUGGCCAAACGAGAACAGGAUGUUCUGUUCAGAAGACUGCAGCUCUUCACACACCUCCGGCAGGAUCUAGAGCGGGUGCGUAAUCUCACCUACAUGGUGACCCGAAGGGAAAAAAUCAAGAGAUCUGUUUGCAAAGUUCAAGAACAGAUAUUUAAUACUUACGCAAAGCAGCUGGAACAAGAAAGAGUUUCAGGUGUGCCUUCCUCAUUCUCCUCCAUGGACAAUACAGUGCUGUUCAACAGUCCAUCUUUGGGCCCCAGUGUCCCUAAGAUAGAGGAUCUGAAAUGGCAUUCUGCAUUCUUCAGGAAACAGAUGGGCACAUCCCUAACUCAUUCCUUGAAAAAGUCACACAAGAGGGACGGAGUAAGGGAGAGCUUGGGGAAUGACAGCAAAGCCAUUCUGAGGCAGCCCGGCCAAAAAGAGGGCAGUGCAGCUCCAGGGAGCUUUUUACAUUUUGACAAGACCUGUGCAGAAACACGGAUUGCAUCAGCACAGCAGAAAAAUAGCGUAGUUAUACCAGACCAUAGAAAAAGCCAAGACAAUCGUUCACAGUGUGAGGUGACCAAGGCAGAACUAAAAGAAAAGACUUCUAAACACAACCACAAACCACUGAGACCUACAGAACUCUCUCAGAGGCAAUCAGAAAAUAAAAGGGCUGUGAACCACUCCAGUGGUAGGUCAGCACCUGGCAUGCGGAGGGAUAUAGUGCCUAAAUGCAACGGGGGUCUUGUGAAAGUAAACUCUAACCAGACAGCUGCAGUUCAAGUGCCUAUGACACCCACGAGCCCAGUGAAAAACUGGGGUGGAUUCCGAAUUCCAAAGAAGGGGGAAAGGCAACAGCAGGGUGAGAGCCUAGAGGAGACCUGCCGCCAGAGCUCCAGCUACCCCUACUUGGGCAGAGUUUCCCCGAAGGACAGAGCAAAAAGCAAGCUCAAGCCCGACAGUGAGAAUGAUGGGUAUAUCCCUGAUGCCGAAAUGAGUGACUCAGAGACUGAAGUGGCUGAAAAGAAGUGCCGGCAGCAGAGGCUCAGUCCAAACAACACUAUGAGCAGAAGGACAGACAUUAUCAGGAGAAGCAUUCUGGCAUCCUGACUGGACACAGGGACACAGAGUCACUGCCUACAAGCCAACUCCAUAUUAUUUAU
Messenger RNA from Pezoporus flaviventris, 3205 nucleotides. RefSeq names its product jade family PHD finger 1 (gene JADE1). Gene Ontology annotation, cellular component: histone acetyltransferase complex. The record is from RefSeq and is a predicted model, not a curated record. Lineage: Eukaryota; Metazoa; Chordata; Aves; Psittaciformes; Psittacidae. The coding region runs from base 831 to 3152 and encodes 773 amino acids. Gene Ontology annotation, biological process: regulation of transcription by RNA polymerase II. The transcript has 9 exons.